AGAAGACGUCAUCGCGCAGAGUGCUUAAAAGCGGAAGGCUCCUCCUUCGCUCCCGCAUUCGACCUGCAGCCCCGUUAUCAGCUCCUGGAUUCCUGCCAGUUAAAGCUACACUACAUUGAAGAUGUCGGACGAGGGGAAAUUGUUCAUCGGAGGACUGAGCUUUGAGACCAAUGAGGAGUCUCUGGCCGCGGCCUUUGGCAAAUAUGGAAACAUCGAAAAAGUUGAUGUGAUCAGAGACAAAGAGUCGGGGAAAUCUCGCGGUUUUGGCUUUGUGAAAUAUGACAACUGUGAAGAUGCUAAAGAUGCACUGGAAGGCAUGAACGGCAAGACCCUAGAUGGCCGGUCUAUUCGUGUGGAUGAAGCAGGGAAGGGUGGCCGCUAGGGAGGUUUCAGCUCAGGCCCAAGAGGAGGACGAGGUGGAUUCGGCGGGCGUGGGAGAGGUGGACGAGGUUACUCCAGAGGAGGUGGCGGAUACAAUGGAGACAGGGGUUAUGGUGACAGGAGUUACAGUGACCGGAGCUUCAAUAACGAGGGCAGGUUUGGCGGCGGUGGUGGUGGCGGCGGUGGCAGCCAGUACAGGAGUAGUGGAGGCGGAUACUCGAGCUACAGGGACAACAGGGGUCAGGGUGGAUAUGGUGACCGCUCUGGAUCCUACCGCGAUCACUACGACAGCUACACUGCACAAGAGUAAACAUCUCCCUGAUUCAAGAUCAUCACUUGGCUGGCUGUAUUUCAAAGAUGCGCUCCUCAAGAAAAAUGUCCACGUGUUAUUGCUGACCUUAGUUUUGUAGUUCUGUUGUAGUAGCUCAAGCAUCUUAAAAAAAAAAAAAAAAAAAAAUGUAGCCAUGAGUUUUGGUCAUUCCAUAACAAACCAUGUUACAAAUUACAGUUCAAGACUCAUACCCUGCUUGAUUGGGCAUCUUAAUUCCUCAAAGGUCGUUGGCUAAAAGGCAUCUGUGUAAUCUAAUUAGUACGGUCCCAUUUUUGGGGACUGAACGGCUCAUUACAUGGCUUUUUGUUGAAACUACCAUCGCUGUAGACUUUUUGUCCAGCACUAAAGUGUUUCCUGAUUUGAUUCCAUUUAGUUUUUAUUUUAUAUUGAAAUAGCUGAUGGGGGGUUUUUUUAUUUAUUUUUUAUUUCCCCUCUCAAUCUCUGUGGCUGACCUACCUCUUGCCAGGUUAUAAACUGAGUGAGGAAAGCAAUCCAAUUACUCAAAGAUGGACUUUUGGGGGAUUUUAUGCUAAAUUCCUUUUACUAUUAAAAACUUAGUAUAGCUGAG
Messenger RNA from Perca flavescens (yellow perch), 1280 nucleotides. RefSeq names its product cold inducible RNA binding protein a (gene cirbpa). The record is from RefSeq and is a predicted model, not a curated record. NCBI's taxonomy places the organism in Eukaryota, Metazoa, Chordata, Actinopteri, Perciformes, Percidae. Gene Ontology annotation, molecular function: RNA binding.